AUUGGUCGAGUAAUCAUUCACUUAGAAUUGUUGCGGAUUCAACAAUGCGGUUAAACUUCGUUUUAAUUAAUCAGUAAUAUCUAUCAAGGCUGAAAGUGUGUGUUAUUUUGUUAAGCAAUGUUUAUUUACCCCUGUUCAAGGCGUAGUUCAGAGACCGUUUAAUAGAUAGUUCUAUUCGGCUAACCUACUGCUGAAAUAUUUAGGCAGUAACUUAUUAAUCGUGUAAGUUUUAAUGUACUGCAUUUAAACAGCCAUACAAAAAUAUUCAAUUAGCGCUGUUUAAUGAACUUUUAUUUAUGUUAGAAAGAGUCAGAACAAUAAUCAUCAUAUUUCGGUGAUUUAAUUUUGCAAAUAAUCAUUACCGCAACUCAUCAACCAUGAAAUAUCAAAAUGAUAUAAAUAUGAGGGAUUUAGGGAAAUGAAUUUAGUUAGUUUCGGAAUUUUACAAGAGAAAAUGGAACUUGUUGGUAUAUAUUUGAUAUUAGCCACGACGAUUGUUGUCCAAGGAUACAGAAAAUUUGGACUUAGUUGUGAGGAUAUUGCCUGUAUAUCUGGUAAAAAAUGCAUUGUAUCCAGAGUUCCCUGCGAAAACCCAAAUCAGCAAGAAGGAGAACAAUGUGGAACCUAUCCGGAGUGCCAAUCAGAUCAGCUGGCCAGCGAUUUCAUCAUCGACACUACACAGACCACUGCCAACACCCGAAACAGCAUCAUCAUACCCAGCACUUCCACGAGUCGCAAUCGGAAUAAUAGGAACAGUGACUUUAAACUGCUGAGCGAUUUCAGUAACUCCGAUACAUUUGCCACCCAUGCAGGCCAACGGCAGGCUAAUGUUUUGGUUAUUGUUCAAGAUGGUUCCCAGCAACCUCAACAGCCAAAUCCUUGGCUAAAUCGAGGACAAAGUCCUCCCUGUACCAUCAGUCCGCUCUACCCAUAUUCCUGUACUUAUCCCCGUUAUCCGAAUUCGGGAGCAGGAUUGCCUUCUUAUACGCAGCAGCGAUCGGCCAAUGGGCCACAAUUAGUUCCUCCCACUCCACCAUGCUACUAUAACUGCUAUCCCAGUGUGCGGUCAAGUUCAUAUGGUCAAUAUGGAUACCCCCUGUCUAGAUCAGCCAAUCCCUCAUCAACCAAUAACUAUUUAAUCUACCUCACAUUAGCUGGCUAAAAGACCAGGAGCUUUAGUUAUGUGCAAAUAAUAAAUAUAGAAUCUAUU
Molecule: messenger RNA, 1210 nt
Organism: Drosophila melanogaster (fruit fly)
Lineage: Eukaryota; Metazoa; Arthropoda; Insecta; Diptera; Drosophilidae
Exons: 3
Coding region: 455-1162 (235 amino acids)
Source: RefSeq, marked reviewed